AUGAAUAGCUAGAUUUUGAUUAUUGAAUCAGCAUUAUUAUUUGUGUCUGUGAUUGCUUUGUUUAUUUUUAAAGAGUGGGAAUGUAAUCAAAAGAUAAUUAAGUUACUACUUUCUAUAUCAAACAUAAGUAUAUUUUUAUUGGAAAUAAAGCAUAUAAGUGAAUCAAAUUGUAAUUAUACAUUAUUGAAAAUUAGAUGUUUUAAUAGCUAUUUCAGGUUUUAUUAUGAUAUUAUUUUCUUAUAAGGAGUUAAAGAAGGAGAAGAAUGAAAUACCUUAGAUAUAGAUUAUAAAUACCUAGCUAUCAGAGAGAAAUAAUAAAGUGGAUUAAGAAAUAGAAUUACCUAACCAACUGCCAGUGAUUCCUUCAAUUCAUGAGAGUAAUUCUAGUAUAAAGGAUGAUAAUAAUAAAAUUUAAAGUAAUUUUUAAGGGGAAAAAGCUGAAUAAUAAAAUAUAAGAUAGGAUUAAGGAAUGAAUUAUUUGGGUGAUAAUAAAAGGCCUUCAUUUUAAUUGAAAAAUAAUGUUCCUGGAGUUUUAAUAACUCGUUAAUAAAGUGUUGCUUAAAUUUAGCGUAAGAAAUUUAGAUAUAUAUAUAUAGCUAAUUUGAAUGUAAUUAAAUUUUAAGAUGACUUUGGUGAAAUCAAAUUUGGAAUACUUAAAACCCUUAAGUCAGUUGCAUAUGAUUAAUUAGGAAGGGAAGUGGAAUGUAUAUUUCAAAGUGAUAGGCCGCUUACAAAAUUACUGUCUACAGUUGAAUAAACUAAUUAGCCUAGAAUGUAGAUCUUAUAUGAAAGUAAAGUAUAGCAGAAUUAAUAUGUGGAUGAUACAUUAAGAGGAGCAAUUCAAUUAGAUGAUUUAGAAUAUGAUGAGAAGAAAAAAGAGAAGAAAAUUACAUGGUAAAAAAUAAUAAAAGCAUUAAUUUUAAUAAUUAUUUUAAAUCUAAAUUUUAUAAUAUUUGAUAAUUGGAAGUUGCUUUAAUUAAUCUUAAUUUAUUUUAUUAUGUAGAGACAAAUAUUGCAAUAUAAAAAAUUGAUAGCAAAUUAAUUAGAAUUGAAAUGUGAGAUAAGAGAUAUACUCAUAUGGUUGGCAUUAAUAGGUCUUCCAAUGAUGAUUGUUUUAGUUACAAAUCUUAUAGAUAAGACAAUAGGGAGAUAGAUUUUAUAAAUAGCUAGUUGGGUUAGUUUAGUUAUAACUUCUAAGUACAAUAAACAUUGUUAAGAGUAUUUAAUUUAUUUACAAUUAGUUAUUUCUAUGGUUGUUUAUGCUACAUUCUUGUAUUGACCAUAGUACUAUGUUUCAUUUGA
Molecule: messenger RNA, 1302 nt
Organism: Paramecium pentaurelia
Lineage: Eukaryota; Ciliophora; Oligohymenophorea; Peniculida; Parameciidae
Source: the annotation of a GenBank genome assembly